AUGGCUACCACUUUUUCUCUCGAGGAAAAGCGUUUCGUCCUCGCGGAGAUGAUCAAAUGCAGCACUGUUGAUAUCGAGAGGCUGGCGCGAUUCGUCGAGUCGAACGUCCUCGACCCCAAAUGGAUCACCAUGCAGAUACCCUCAGGCCGCAAUCUUCAGCAGUGCAUGCAAGUCGUGGACUCCCUCUCGACGACCUCCGGAUACCGAUCCGCACUGUCUCAAAGUGAUCACUUGACCAGCAACGGCAUGAACCACACCAGACAGAUGGCGCCGAGAAUGAGCCCCGGCGGCCAAACCUCUGGGGCCUUGCCAACGUCGCCGGGCCUCAUGUCGCCUUGGCAGCAUCCAGAUGGCGCCGAAGACAGACGAGUGCUUCCCCUCGAGGCUCCGGGUGACCAGGCUCCAAAGAAGAGGGGACGUCCUCCACGGGUGGACCGAAAGACGGCCGCACCUCCACGGCUGGCCAAUAUCGCCCCCAAGCCGCCUCCGCUCUCUCCAGGCCCCAAUACUCCUCGCACGAUUCUGCCGGCGACUCCCAGGCAAGCUGAAAGUCAGAACCCUCAGCCGCAGCCUCCAGUCCGUGCGCCGCCGUCUCUUGAUUCGCCACCGGCCAGGAAGAAGAGACGAACUGCCACCAGUGCAGCUUCGGUUUCUACGUCGCCUCCUCUGCCUCCGGCUUCUGCUCCCGCUCCAGCUCCCGCUCCCGCUCCCGCUCGAGCUCCUACUCCUUAUCUGCCGCUCGUCACCACGCCUCCACCAUCUGUGGACUAUGGCAAUCGGCCGCGAGCACCUCCCGAGGCAGAUCCCAAAAUCGUCGUACGCGAGACUGAACAGAUACAGCCGCCUCGUCCCAUGCCGCUCGAGCCGGAGCCGCGGCAUCACACUCUCAUGCCGGUUGGGUCUGCGGCGCCACCAUCUCAAAUCAAAGCCUAA
Messenger RNA from Trichoderma reesei QM6a, 933 nucleotides. RefSeq lists its product as uncharacterized. The transcript has 4 exons. The record is from RefSeq and is a predicted model, not a curated record. Bases 1 to 933 code for a protein of 310 amino acids. Lineage: Eukaryota; Fungi; Ascomycota; Sordariomycetes; Hypocreales; Hypocreaceae.